CCAGCCGGACAUAACGGUCCGCGCGCGACUCUCCGAACCGGAAGUGCUGGCGAGGUAUUGCGGGGCGCGCCCGGCCUCGCUCAGCGCCCGGCAGUCCCGGCCGCCGCUGCUGCCCUCGGCCGCUGCCGAGGUUUCCCGCCGCCGCCAUGUCUGCCAGCGCCGUCUACGUGCUGGACCUGAAGGGCAAGGUGCUAAUCUGUCGGAACUACCGUGGGGACGUGGACAUGUCGGAGGUGGAGCACUUCAUGCCCUCGCUCAUGGAGAAGGAGGAGGAGGGCGCACUGUCGCCCAUCCUGGCCCACGGUGCUGUGCGCUUCAUGUGGAUCAAGCACAACAACCUUUACUUGGUGGCCACGUCCAAGAAGAACGCAUGUGUGUCGCUGGUUUUCUCCUUCCUCUACAAGGUGGUGCAGGUGUUCUCCGAGUACUUUAAGGAGCUGGAGGAGGAGAGCAUCCGCGACAACUUCGUCAUCAUCUACGAGCUCCUGGAUGAGCUCAUGGACUUCGGAUACCCGCAGACCACUGACAGCAAGAUCCUACAGGAGUACAUCACUCAGGAAGGCCACAAGCUGGAGACGGGGGCCCCCCGGCCCCCUGCCACUGUCACCAAUGCUGUGUCCUGGCGCUCCGAGGGCAUCAAGUACCGCAAAAACGAGGUGUUCCUUGACGUCAUCGAGUCUGUCAACCUCCUGGUCAGUGCCAAUGGCAACGUGCUCCGCAGUGAGAUCGUGGGCUCCAUCAAGAUGCGGGUGUUCCUGUCGGGCAUGCCAGAGCUGCGGCUGGGCCUCAACGACAAGGUCCUGUUCGACAACACGGGCCGCGGCAAAAGCAAGUCUGUGGAGUUGGAGGAUGUGAAGUUCCACCAGUGUGUGCGGCUCUCACGAUUUGAGAACGACCGCACCAUUUCCUUCAUCCCGCCUGAUGGCGAGUUCGAGCUCAUGUCCUACCGCCUCAACACCCACGUGAAGCCGCUGAUCUGGAUUGAAUCAGUGAUCGAGAAGCACUCGCACAGCCGCAUCGAGUACAUGAUCAAGGCCAAGAGCCAGUUCAAGCGGCGCUCGACAGCCAACAAUGUGGAGAUUCACAUCCCUGUGCCCAACGACGCCGACUCCCCCAAGUUCAAGACCACAGUGGGCAGCGUCAAGUGGGUCCCCGAGAACAGCGACAUUGUUUGGUCCAUCAAGUCUUUCCCGGGCGGCAAGGAGUACCUGAUGCGUGCUCACUUCGGGUUGCCCAGUGUGGAGGCAGAGGACAAGGAGGGGAAGCCGCCCAUCAGCGUCAAGUUUGAGAUCCCCUACUUCACCACGUCGGGCAUCCAGGUGCGCUACCUGAAGAUCAUUGAGAAGAGCGGCUACCAGGCGCUGCCCUGGGUGCGCUACAUCACCCAGAAUGGAGAUUACCAGCUCCGCACUCAGUGAGCCCUGUCUCGACUCUGCCGCCUUCACUGCGAUCCUGGACGCCACACGUGGACACUGCGGCCCUGCGUGCUCCCGGGGCCGCCUGGACCUCAUGGGCUCUGGGUCCCCUUGGGGUCCCCACUUUGCCUCUGUGCGUUUGUUGCCAUGCUGUCGCCCUCCCUCCCAGUGUCCUGCACCCAGCCCGCUGCCAGGCAGCACUUGGUGGCUCGGGAACUCCAGCCCUGUGUGGGGAGCCUGGCGCCGGCCUUUGCGGCCCACACCCCAGCCCACAACCCCGCCCUGGGCCGCACCAGUGUUCCCCAGCCGAGGGGGCGCGGCCCUCUGGGCAGCAUUCGCAUUAAACAUGUUCACGCCACGGCUGC
Molecule: messenger RNA, 1780 nt
Organism: Perognathus longimembris pacificus (Pacific pocket mouse)
Lineage: Eukaryota; Metazoa; Chordata; Mammalia; Rodentia; Heteromyidae
Gene: Ap1m1
Product: adaptor related protein complex 1 subunit mu 1
Exons: 11
Coding region: 147-1418 (423 amino acids)
Biological process (GO): intracellular protein transport; vesicle-mediated transport
Cellular component (GO): clathrin adaptor complex; clathrin-coated vesicle
Molecular function (GO): clathrin-cargo adaptor activity
Source: RefSeq, a predicted model, not a curated record